CUGAUGAUGAUACUGAAGAUGAGGGAGAUGAAAGUGAUGACGACGAAGAAGAGGAGAAUAGUAUGUUUCAGACAUUUGUGGAUGAAGCCAAUCUUAUUCAGUGCACAAAUGAAUUUGGGGUACUUCCUGGUCUAAUGAAGUAUAUAAGCAAAAACAUUCAAACCUGGAAGACACGAAAAUUGAAAAUUGCCAUCAUCGGAAAUUCUGGAACCGGAAAGUCGAGUCUUAUUAAUGCCAUCAGAGGUCUCAAGCCUGAGGACAAAGGUGCUGCUCCAGUUGGUGUGACAGAGACCACAAUGAAAAAGCAAGAAUACGUUCUUCCGAGUAACGAAAAUAUCAGUCUUUGGGAUUUACCUGGGGUAGGGACACACAAUUUUAAGAAAAAGGAUUAUCUCCAUGCCGUUAACUUGAAGGAGUUUGACGCCUUUAUGAUAGUGUCAGCCACACGAUUUUCAGAAAAUGACGUAUGGCUUGCCAAUGAGAUCCUUAAACUUGAGAGCUACAUUUUUUUUCUUCGGACAAAAAUUGACGCAGAUCUAAACAAUGAGAAAAUUGAUUAUCCGAGGAAAUACAACGAGGCUAGUUGCUUACGAAAAAUAAAAAUGGACAUUGUUAGCAACUUUAAAAAAUCGAAAUUUCCUCAAAAGAGAAGUGGGAUCUAUUUAGUCAGCUCAAGAGAAUCUUCCAAAUUUGAUUUCCCAAAAUUGUUGUUUAGACUUACGGGAAUAUUGAGUAAGAAAAGAUUUGCCUUACGAAGAGUACUAGAAAAUCAUUUAAAAAGCAUUUUAAAGAAGAAUAAAGAACAGAGAAAAGGCCAUUUUUUCUGGACAAAAGUUUCACUUUUAUUUGGUCUUGGCUCUUUGCCUUCUUUUACACGAGAAAUGCACAAUGACUGUAAAAUUGCGUUUUCCCUUGACGACAAAACUAUUGAAAGUGUCUCUGAUGAGAUAGGUAUGUCGGUGAAUGAUCUUAAAACCAAAGAAUUGAAAUAUUUCAAACUUUUGGAGGAACAUUUGAAAAAAGAAGAACAAUACAGUUAUUUUCUUGGUCUUAUAGUUAUACAAGGCUGUCCCAUUUUCAUUAAACAGUUAAAUGAAGUCUGUGAUGUGAUGGCUAUGGAUGAAGGAAUACUUGUUCAUCUAGUCCUGGACAAUUUGGAGGAAAAGCUGCGGACAUUUUAGAUGCUCAAUGUAUUGCUUUAAAUACAUGUCAUCAAGAAUAGUUAGUGCGCUAUGUGUUGACGAUUAACAACUAAUUUGAGUUAUCUUUAUAUAAUUCGGAUGUUAUUAGUUCUUUAUGUCAAUUGUUAAGAAAAAAAAAAGGAAAAAACAUUCUUAUCAUGAUGUAUUUACAACAGUUAUUGAGAUAUAGUUGGUAUUUUUGUGAGAGAUGCAGGAUUACAAUAUCAUUUGUAGCGA
Messenger RNA from Ruditapes philippinarum (Manila clam), 1418 nucleotides. Its product is annotated as T-cell-specific guanine nucleotide triphosphate-binding protein 2-like. Lineage: Eukaryota; Metazoa; Mollusca; Bivalvia; Venerida; Veneridae. Gene Ontology annotation, molecular function: GTPase activity; GTP binding. The record is from RefSeq and is a predicted model, not a curated record. Gene Ontology annotation, cellular component: membrane.